Molecule: messenger RNA, 891 nt
Organism: Ilex paraguariensis (yerba mate)
Lineage: Eukaryota; Viridiplantae; Streptophyta; Magnoliopsida; Aquifoliales; Aquifoliaceae
Source: the annotation of a GenBank genome assembly
AUGGCUGUCACUCUUCUUGAAAUUGCUAGAAUAUUUGCAACUAAAGUCCCUGGGAAGAUCGAUGCUGAUGUGCUACAGCUAUUGUGGAAAACGUGUUUGGUUGGGGCUGGUCCUGGUGGGAAACACACAGCUUUGGAAGCAGUCACAAUAGUUCUUGACCUACCACCUCCACAACCUGGAUCAAUGUCAGGUCUUACAUCCAUUGAUAGAGUAUCUGCCUCUGAUCCAAAGUCGGCUCUUGCACUGCAGAGAUUAGUUCAAGCAGCAGUUUGGUUCCUUGGAGAAAAUGCAAAUUAUGCUGCCUCUGAAUAUGCUUGGGAAUCUGCAAUUCCUCCUGGUACAGCACUAAUGAUGUUAGAUGCAGAUAAAAUGGUUGCUGCUGCCAGUUCCCGUAAUCCGACUCUAGUUGGUGCAUUGACUCGACUCCAAAGAUCCGCUUUCAGCGGAAGCUGGGAGGUUCGCAUCAUUGCUGCUCAAGCUCUCACAACUAUGGCAAUUAGAUCUGGUGAGCCAUAUAGGCUGCAGAUUUACGAAUUUUUACACGCUUUAUCACAGGGUGGUGUGCAGUCUCAAUUUUCAGAUAUUCAUAUCAGUAAUGGGGAAGAUCAAGGAGCCAGUGGUACUGGCCUUGGAUCUUUAAUAAAUCCUAUGUUAAAGGUUCUCGAUGAAAUGUAUGGUGCACAAGAUGAAUUGAUAAAGGAGAUGCGCAAUCACGAUAAUGCAAAAAAGGAAUGGACAGAUGAAGAACUUAAGAAGCUGUAUGAAAGCCACGAGAGGCUGUUAGAUCUUGUGUCGUUGUUCUGUUAUGUUCCAAGAGUGAAAUAUCUACCACUUGGGCCAACGAGGUAUAUUUUCUCUGGUGCAUGCUGUCUUCUAGCUGCUAUGAUAUAA